This is a messenger RNA of Lepidothrix coronata (blue-crowned manakin), 1823 nucleotides long. It is a transcript of the gene CLDN11, whose product is annotated as claudin 11. NCBI's taxonomy places the organism in Eukaryota, Metazoa, Chordata, Aves, Passeriformes, Pipridae. Bases 247 to 870 code for a protein of 207 amino acids. Gene Ontology annotation, cellular component: bicellular tight junction; plasma membrane. The transcript is spliced from 3 exons. Gene Ontology annotation, molecular function: structural molecule activity. Gene Ontology annotation, biological process: cell adhesion; bicellular tight junction assembly. The record is from RefSeq and is a predicted model, not a curated record.
UGAACUGGCAGAAGUUGGGGCUCCCCGCUCGCUCCUCCCAUGUGUUGUGGGGCUGGAGGCAGCUCUGACCCCUCCCAGGGAGGGAGCUGGGCAGAGGCAGCCGAGUUCUUUCAGCAGAGCCUGAUCAGGGACCUCAUCCUGCCAAACCCCAUCCCUCCUGCUCCCAGCAGCCGGGAUCUCGCCGGGCGGCUUCGCUGAACCCCUGUGGGCACUGUCCUGUCCAGCUCGACCCACCAAGGGACAGAGAUGGUGGCCACCUGCCUGCACCUGGCUGGAUUUGUCUGCAGUUUUAUAGGGUGGAUUGGGGUGGUUGUGGCGACGGCCACCAACGACUGGGUGGUGACCUGCGGCUACACCAUCACCACCUGCAGGAAGAUGGAUGAGCUGGGAUCCAAGGGGCUGUGGGCAGACUGUGUCAUGGCAACAGGUCUCUAUCACUGCAAGCCCCUCGUGGACAUCCUCAUACUGCCAGGGUAUGUCCAAGCAUGUCGAGCACUGAUGAUCGCUGCCUCCGUCCUGGGCCUUCCCGCCAUAUUCCUGCUGAUAACGGUCCUGCCCUGCAUCCGGAUGGGCCACGAGCCUGGAGCAGCCAAGUACCGGCGGUCCCAGCUGGGAGGGAUCCUCAUCAUCCUCCUGGCCAUGUGCGGUGUCGUCGCGACGAUCUGGUUCCCGGUGUGCGCCCACCGCGAGACCACCAUCAUGAGCUUCGGCUACUCCCUGUACACGGGCUGGAUCGGCUCUGCCCUCUGCCUCUUCGGUGGCUGUGUCAUCGUCUGCUGCUCAGGAGAUGCCCAGACGUUCGGUGAGAACCGCUUCUACUACGGCUCGGGGUCCAGCUCCCCCACCCACGCCAAGAGCGCGCACGUGUAACCGCCCCAGGGAUGCCCCACGGCUGCCGUCGGAUGCUUUGGCUGGUGGGUUUGUGUGCCCUGGGUUUGCUCCUACUGACACACACGGCUGUCAGGCUCCCAGGGGGAGAUUUAGAAAAAGCAGCACAAAUGUCUGGUAGUUUGAAGCAUUAUUCCCCCCCCAUCUGUUCCCCCUUUCUCUAGAAAGACAGCUCCAACCAGCCCUACCUCUUAGUCCCUCCCCAGUUUGUCCUUGACUGCCUGCCCUGUCUUCUUGCAGCCAGGAUGACUCAGAUGGUUUGGGGUUGUCAUGUGGGUUUUAGGGUUUUUAGUUUAUUUUCUAGCUCCCCUGAUUAUAGGAGAGUUUAAAGCAAUAAAACAGAAAUGAGAGAGACACUUUCCCAUUGUUAGAAGGACUCUGACAGCUUCUCCCCCCACCUCACUGUUUCCUUUCCCCUGCUCAAGGUCUCGGCUCUGGCACAGUUGGGGAGAGAGGAUAGGGAGGAAGGCUGUCCUCUCCCACCGGGCGAAUGUUUCUCUUUUGGAACAAGAGGAGGGGACUUUUCUGCCUUUCUCUGUAAAUACUUUUGUAUCAGUUUCAUCAUUUUAGUAACAGUAUUUCCCCCACCCCCACAGUCAUCAGUAUGAAGGAAACCGAACCCAAAGGUCCUAAUGACGCGGUAGAUAACAGUGCCUUUUCAAAUAGUUAUAAAUGACUUUGGGGGCUCUUAUCCCCACCCUCUGGUUUAGUUUCUUAUCUUUCUUUUGUACAGACCAGUUACUAAAAAUGUAUUUUUACAUUUUUUUAAACUCCUCGCUUUCCUCCUCUAAGUUUGUGUUCUGUAUUUCCUCGUUAAAGCACCACAUUUUAACAUGCAGUAUAAUGUACCUGUUACAAUACAAUUCUGGUGAGUACUGAUGAUGCCUUUGUACUUUCAGUGAAAUACUGUACAAUAAAUAACAGAGUACCUGCAA